Messenger RNA from Fukomys damarensis (Damara mole-rat), 6749 nucleotides. It is a transcript of the gene Cdh6, whose product is annotated as cadherin 6. Lineage: Eukaryota; Metazoa; Chordata; Mammalia; Rodentia; Bathyergidae. Gene Ontology annotation, biological process: cell morphogenesis; adherens junction organization; multicellular organism development. Gene Ontology annotation, molecular function: cadherin binding; calcium ion binding. The transcript is spliced from 12 exons. Gene Ontology annotation, cellular component: plasma membrane; catenin complex; adherens junction. The record is from RefSeq and is a predicted model, not a curated record. The coding region runs from base 302 to 2674 and encodes 790 amino acids.
CUUCAUUCACUUGCAAAUCAGUGUGUGCGCACAAGAGCCAGCUCUCCCGAGCCCGUAACCUUCCCAUCCCGAGAGCUGCAGUUUCAGCCGCGGCAGCGAGAACAGCGGAGCCUGCGGCGGCGGCAAGAGCAGCCCAGGCGGGUCGCGGGGGCUCCCGGGCGCUGGCAGGCGAGCAGAGAUAUCCUCUGAGAGCCAAGCAGAGAACAUUAAGAAAGGAGGAAGGGAUGAAGCUGGAAACUGCAGUGAGCAGAGCCACUUGAAGAGGAGGGGAACUGUGAACCAGAGACUGCGUGCCGUCAGCAUGAGAACUUCCUGGUACUUCUUGCUGCUCUUUUGGGUGGGUCAGCCCUACCCGACUUUCUCAACUCCAUUAUCUAAGAGGACUAGUGGUUUCCCAGCAAAGAAAAGGGCCCUGGAGCUCUCAGGAAACAGCAAAACCGAGCUGAACCGUUCAAAGAGGAGUUGGAUGUGGAACCAAUUCUUUCUCCUGGAGGAAUACACGGGAACGGAUUAUCAGUACGUGGGCAAGUUACAUUCAGACCAGGAUAGAGGAGAUGGAUCACUUAAAUAUAUCCUUUCAGGAGAUGGAGCAGGAGAUCUCUUCAUUAUCAAUGAAAACACAGGCGAUAUACAGGCCACCAAGAGGUUGGACAGGGAGAAGAAGCCCGUUUAUAUACUUCGAGCUCAAGCUGUUAACAGAAGGACAGGGAAACCUGUAGAGCCCGAAUCUGAAUUCGUCAUCAAGAUCCAUGACAUCAAUGACAAUGAACCAAUAUUCACCGAGGAGGUUUACAUGGCUACUGUUCCUGAAAUGUCUGAUGUCGGCACGUUUGUUGUCCAAGUCACUGCAACUGAUGCUGAUGAUCCAACGUACGGGAACAGUGCUAAAGUUGUCUAUAGCAUCCUACAGGGACAGCCCUAUUUUUCUGUUGAAUCAGAAACAGGUAUCAUCAAGACAGCUUUGCACAACAUGGAUCGAGAAAACAGAGAGCAGUACCAAGUGGUGAUUCAAGCCAAGGACAUGGGCGGCCAGAUGGGAGGACUCUCAGGGACCACCACAGUGAAUAUCACGCUGACCGACGUCAACGACAACCCUCCCCGAUUCCCCCAGAGUACAUAUCAGUUUAAAACUCCUGAAUCUUCUCCACCGGGUACACCAAUUGGCAGGAUCAAAGCCAGUGAUGCUGAUGUAGGAGAAAAUGCCAAAAUUGUAUACAGUAUCACAGACGGUGAGGGGCUGGAUAUGUUUGAUGUCAUCACUGACCAGGAAACCCAGGAAGGGAUUCUAACUGUCAAAAAGCUCUUGGACUUCGAAAAGAAGAAAGUAUACACCCUCAAGGUAGAAGCCUCCAAUCCUCAUGUAGAAGCCCAAUUUCAAUACCUGGGUCCAUUCAAAGAUUCAGCCACGGUGAGAAUCGUAGUGGAGGAUGUCGAUGAGCCACCUGUCUUCAGCAAACUAGCCUACAUCCUGCAGAUAAGAGAAGACGCUCAGAUAAACACAACCAUAGGCUCAGUCACAGCUCAAGAUCCAGAUGCCGCCAGGAAUCCCAUCAAGUACUCUGUUGACCGACACACAGAUAUGGACAGAAUAUUCAACAUUGAUUCUGGAAAUGGUUCAGUUUUUACAUCGAAACUUCUUGACCGGGAAACACUGCUGUGGCACAACGUUACAGUGAUAGCCACAGAGAUUAAUAACCCAAAGCAGAGUAGCCGAGUACCUCUGUAUAUUAAAGUUCUAGAUGUCAAUGACAACGCCCCAGAGUUCGCUGAGUUCUACGAAACCUUUGUCUGUGAAAAAGCAAAGGCAGAUCAGUUAAUCCAGACCCUACGAGCUGUUGACAAGGACGACCCUUACAGUGGACACCAAUUCUCCUUCUCUUUGGCCCCUGAAGCAACCAGUGGCUCAAACUUUACCAUUCAUGACAACAAAGACAACACAGCGGGAAUCUUAACUCGGAAAAAUGGCUAUAAUAGACAUGAGAUGAGCACCUAUCUGCUGCCUGUGGUCAUUUCAGACAACGACUACCCAGUUCAAAGCAGCACUGGGACAGUGACUGUCCGGGUCUGUGCAUGUGACCACCAUGGGAACAUGCAGUCCUGCCAUGCGGAGGCCCUCAUCCACCCCACGGGACUGAGCACAGGGGCUCUGGUGGCCAUCCUCCUGUGCAUCGUGAUCCUACUAGUGACAGUGGUGCUGUUUGCAGCUCUGAGGCGGCAGCGGAAGAAAGAGCCCUUGAUCAUUUCCAAAGAAGACAUCAGAGAUAACAUUGUCAGUUACAACGAUGAAGGUGGUGGAGAGGAAGACACCCAGGCCUUUGAUAUUGGCACCCUGAGGAACCCUGAAGCCAUAGAGGACAACAAAUUACGCAGGGACAUUGUGCCUGAAGGUCUUUUUCUACCCCGACGGACUCCAACAGCUCGAGACAACACCGAUGUCAGAGAUUUCAUUAACCAAAGGUUAAAGGAAAAUGACACGGACCCCACUGCCCCGCCGUACGACUCUUUGGCCACCUACGCCUACGAAGGCACCGGUUCAGUUGCGGAAUCCCUGAGCUCUCUGGAGUCUGUGACCACGGAUGGAGAUCAAGACUAUGAUUACCUUAGUGACUGGGGCCCUCGAUUCAAAAAGCUGGCAGAUAUGUAUGGAGGGGUGGACAGCGACAAAGACUCCUAAUCGGUUGCCUUUUUCAUUUUCCAAUAUGACACUGAAAUAUGUGAAGUGGCUAUUUCUUUCUAUUUAUCCACUAUUCUGUGAAGGGUCCUCGUUGUACCCAUUCCAAAAGCCAAUGGCUGCAGUCCGUGUGGAUCCAAUAUUAGAGACUUUUUUCUAGUACACUUUUAUGAGCUUCCAAGAGGCAAAUUUUUAUUUUUAGUGCAUCCAAUUAACCAAGUCGGCCCAGUAGGCAGGCACUGGAGGAGUGAACAGGUAGCUGCAUUUUCAAUUUUUCUCUGAGGCCAGUUUGGAACAUGCUGUUUACCACUGGCCUAGUGUUUUGCUACACUCCAUUGCCUCGGGUCAGCUGACUGCCCUAACUGUACAUUUCACAUGCUGAUGAGAUAAAGGAUUGUGCUUUAAUGACAAAAAUAGAGUUUUAGUCAAAAAAAAUAAGGAAAAACUGGAGAGUCAUUCCUGAUAUAUCAGCUCACAAGGAGAUAAUAAUAAAUGAUGUAAGGAUUGAAAGGGUGUGUAUUUCUAUCACAAAGAAUUUAAAAAGGCAUUCAGCCAGUCUUGUUUGUGCUCUAAUACUUCAUCUGGCAGCAGCUACUCAAAGCAUCAAAUCCACAGAUGCUUUCAGAUGCUUUUUCUCUUAAAGAAAAGAAGCAUAUUAAAUUGUAACAUUCAAAGGUAACAAAGACAAAAAACUUAAGACGUCAUUCCUUGCCACUAGCGUAAAAUGUGUUACCUAUAUUAAAAAUUGCCUUUGUACCAUAGAAAGGUAAAGAGAAAAUGGCUAAUAAUGUAAGCAAAGGAAACACUUAGCAUACUUUAAAGUUUUGACCACCAGAUGUAUCUUGAAAUUCUUUCAAUGAUCAGUAAGCUAAUGACCAAUCAUCUAAUUGUUUAAAAGUUCUUGAAGGAUUUUUUCCUGGGACAAAUGUUAAUUCCUUGUAUGUAGUUGUCAGUAUUAUUCUACUGUACCUGAAAGUAGCAGAGUGAAGUACGAUAAUUUUUAUUCCUCAGAAACUUCUUACACAAUUAACUUGAAUUGGUAAUAGAUUAAAUAAAGUUCACUCUACUCUUGGAGUUCAUGGGAGAGUUCAGAGCCAGCCUCAUUGGAACCUAAUGCCAUUCCCCUCAUAUCCAGAACAUCGAUAUGCACAUACAACAUAACAGAUAGAGAUGAACACUGAAAUCACAGUAGAAACAUAUAUAUUCCAUGACUGGAAGAUGGAUACAAAGACACAACUUGGAUUCCCUUCAACACAAGUGUUUAAGAUUGUAAUGAAAAUGAGAGUUGACCUUCAAAAGUAUUAAUAUUCCCCAUUGUUUAGAACUUUGCUUCCAAGGCAAAAGGAUGGCAAGCCUACCACCCUUGUCUUUGAACUAAUGAUAAGUAAUGGUCUCAAACUAUGACAGAAAAGUAAUGUAAAAUCCAUCCAAUCCAUUAUUUUUCUAAUUAUGUAAUUAGCAUCGUAGUCAGUUAUUUUCCAGGGGACCCAACUGAACUGAGCUAAUCCUUCUGGCAGGUUCAAAGCAUUUACUACAUAUGGCUGUUCUAAUGGCUUUUAUCAUUAGAAUCUUACAUUGUUCAGUCACCAGAAAUUUCCAAAGUACUGUAAUGAAAACAGUCUUGUUUGAAAAGUUUAAAAAUAGGCUCUAUGUACAUAUAUAAUAUAUACUUAAGAAUAUGUUGACCUCACUUAUUAAUCUUAAGAAUUUAUUUUCAAUCAGUGCUUAUUUUCUAGAGAUAAUCUCAAUGUCAUUUCCAUUUGGGGAUAACGUCAUCUCAGCACAUAUUUUCUGUUUGGAAGCACACUAUUGUUUACUUAAAUUUUAAAUGGGCGUAUUACCCAGGACAUGAAAAUAGCACCUUUAAAACAAGAGAAAUGUAGAAUUUGAGUUAAAGUAAAAAUUUUUGCAACUCUAUUAUUCCUGUGUUCCCUGAAUGAUUUCCUAUAUAUUGUAAUGGGCUAUCCUGUAUACUAGCAAGUAUUUUAUGUUUCAUGGUUGGGCUAUUUCCAACUUUUAGGGUUUUCUUUUAUUAGUUCUUCAAACACACACACAUGCACACAAAUUACACACAUGCACACAAAUACACACACAUGGAGGAAUGUAAAGAAAAUGUUAUGCGAGGGCUUUACAGCAAGAAGUCAGUAUGUAUUAUAGUCACAGGUAAUGUUUUAAAAGAUAACUUAGUAAAAUUAAUAAGAACUAGAUAUUUAUAGCAAUAGAACAGCACCUUAAUCACAAAAUUUAUGGUAAAAUUAAAGAGUUCUCUAACUUUAUGUUUCAUGUCAUAUAACAAAUUGAACCAAGAAAGGUAGUCCCAUAAAAAGACAAGUAUUAUCAAAAGUCAUACCUCUGAACUUUUGGUGUUAAUUGGAAUUUCUGAGGGUUAACACUAGCAAUUUCCAGUGUUUCCAGGUAAAGCUGACUCCUUCCUUCUAAGUAAAAGUAAGUAGUUCUACAGUGAAACAUUUGAGAUAUAAGUGGCUGGAUAUUUUAUCCCUCCUUGACAGUGGCAUAAGGUUGAGAUAAGUAUUGCAUAAUUGGUUAAUUUCUAACCACAAAAGCUAUGAUAAAGUAAACUUAUAGAAAAUUGGGUAUUUCAAGCCUAGAGCUGAAUAUUGAGUAUUAUCUUCCUGUAAGUAGCAAGUUCAUGGGGUUUUUUUCUAUAAGACUUUGUGACAUCCUUCAAACAUUAAAAGCCAACAGUUCCAUCAUUCUCCUGCUCAUCUUCACUUCCUUCCCACCAAAUAUUAGCUUUAACACGACUCCAUGUGUAGAUUUUCUAAAGUCAAAUCCUGGGUCACAAUAAGAAAAUUAGUUUUAAGUUCAAUUUUCACAUUGUCUAUGUCUUGGUUUUUGAUACUGACUGUUAGGUUGAAGGAGAGUGGGAAGAAGUAAAAUUUUAAUAUCUGUUUUUAAUUACAGAAAUGAAAAAUUUAUUAAACAAAGAAAGUCGCUCUUGUGUACAAGGUCAUUUCAAGGACAUUGAAGCCUGGCCCCUUUUUUUUUUUUUGGCCCUCUAUUCAAGAGGAAAUAUUUCAUUAAACCACUAAGACAUAUCCUAGAAUAAGCUAAAGACGUUAAUCCAUUACACCUAAGUCUAAAUACCCUUCAUUUUGUGCCCACUUUCUACUGAAAAUACUUGUCUUCAAAUAAGUCAAAUAGGAAAGAAGCAAAGAUAGUUUCAUUAAAUCAUAAGAAAGGAAGUUCAGCCACAGUAAACACAUAUUUCUUUUGGAGUUUCCCUGGUUUUAUAGUCUGGGUGCAUAAAGGAAGGUUCAGCUACAAAAUUACUCCAUUUUUAGAUGGAACAAAGCUGGUGAUUCAAUUUAACUCAGUAUAAAAAUAUGUGGCAUAGUUUUCAUUUUCAGCUCCUAAAAAGUUGUGCAAGAAGUUCUUAAAAAUUGAAUUCGUAUCUUAGAAGCAUCCAAAUUUUGUGGAUCCAAAAUAACUUUGCAAUGUUUCUAUUACCCUACUUCUAAGUACAUAAAUUUUAGAUGUCCUGAAUUGUUGAACAAUAUCUUACCACAACUGCUUUGCCCUGAAAUGGGUAUUUCCUUUGAGAUAAUAAUAUAUAACCUACCAAGUGGACAUUCUGAGACUGUACAUUAUAGCACCAUAAAAAUAUGCAGCUGAAAGGAAAGAAUGAGGUUGAUUUCUGGGUGCAAACUAAAUUUUUAAAUCGGGUACUUGCCCUUAUCAACGAAAUUCAUUUUCCCUAGGAACAGAACCACAAAAUAAAACUUUUAUCCUAGUCUCUAGUUUUAAAGUGGUAUAAUUACUUUGGAAGAACAGUCUAAAAAGUCAUGAUCCCCACUAUUUUUGAAAGAUAUUCUCUGAAAAGGAUCAUUUUAGUGUGAUUUUAAUUUUUAUGUUUUAUCUAGAUGAAAUCUUUUUUGAAAUAUGACAUUGUGACAAAGGACUCAAAACCCAAGCAGUCUGCUGUGUUUAAAUUAGCACUGCAACCUAACCUUCUCCAUCAGAUUGUAAGAGGAGAAAGAUUAACACUUGGCAUGUGAAUCUUGAGGAAGAUGAACUGUUCCCCAAGCUUUGACAAACAGCUUUCUUUUCCAGAGAA